Molecule: messenger RNA, 1894 nt
Organism: Oryctolagus cuniculus (rabbit)
Lineage: Eukaryota; Metazoa; Chordata; Mammalia; Lagomorpha; Leporidae
Gene: DLX4
Product: distal-less homeobox 4
Biological process (GO): regulation of transcription by RNA polymerase II; embryo development; cell differentiation
Molecular function (GO): DNA-binding transcription factor activity, RNA polymerase II-specific; RNA polymerase II cis-regulatory region sequence-specific DNA binding
Source: RefSeq, a predicted model, not a curated record
GGCCCCCGUCGGGGCCCGGGAGCCGAACUGGAUGCAGAGGAGGGGGUGCCCUAUGAAUUUAGGGGGGUGGGGGAAGCCAUGGGGGGUACCCACCCGGAACCCCUUUCCCAGGCGCGCCCUCUCCGCUGGAAGAGGCUCAGAGAGACACUUGCCCCAGGAUCUUAAGUGUGGGGGCGGCUGCCUGGGGGUCUUGUCCGGCCUAACGCCUCAGGCUCGGGAGAGUUGGCGGCGGGAACGAAGGACGUGCGGGGCCAUGGCCUAGGCCCCUGGGCUUCGGCUCGGGCCGCAAUGACCUCUUUGCCCUGCCCCCUCCCUGGCCGGGACGCCUCCAAAGCUGUCUUCCCGGACCUCUCCCCCCUCCCGUCGCUUGGCCUCCUGCCCGCAACCACAGCCUCCCCCGAUUUGCCCUAUUCCGGCCCGUACGGCCACCUCCUGUCUUACCCCUACACCGGGCCGGCCACCCCCAGCGACUCCUACCUGCCCUGCCAGCAGCCCGCGGCGCCCGCUCAGCCGCUUUGCGGCCCCGCCGAGCACCCGCAGGAACCGAAGGCAGACUCAAAGCCGCCGCUGUCCCUGGAGUCCUCGGAGCCCUCAGAGCGAAGCCGGCAGGGCCCGGCCAAGAAGCUGCGCAAGCCCAGGACCAUCUACUCGAGCCUGCAGCUGCAGCACCUGAACCAGCGUUUCCAGCACACGCAGUACCUGGCGCUGCCCGAGAGGGCCCAGCUGGCAGCACAGCUCGGCCUCACCCAGACCCAGGUAAAGAUCUGGUUUCAGAACAAACGCUCCAAAUACAAGAAGCUCCUGAAGCAGAACUCUGGGGCACAGGAAGGGGACUUCCCCGGGAGACCCCCUUCCCUGUCUCCCUGCUCCCCACCCCUUCCAUCCCUCUGGGAUAUGCCCAAGGCAGGAGCCCUGCCCGAGGCCGGUGGCUAUGGCAACAGCUUUGGAGCUUGGUAUCAGCAUCACUCCGCAGAUGUCCUGGCUCCACCCCAGAUGAUGUGAGUCCCAGGAAGGGUGGGUCACGCCCCCAGCCUCCUACAAAGCCCAGGACCCUGCCCACCUGCACCCCUCUGGGCCGGGAGGAAACCAGCUCCAGAUGGGUUUUCUCGGGGGAGGAGGAGCUAGAGGAGGAAAAGAGGUGGGUGGAGUUCUGUCCCCCUGACCCAAACAGCUAAAUCAAAGACGUAACUACUGCUCCCCCCAACACCGUGGACUGGACACCUUCCCUCCAGCUGGACCAAGGCUCAGGUGAGAGUCCUGCAGCUCUCCCUGCCCCUCCUCCCCCAAGAAAGGACUGCAGCCCCCACCCCCACCCCCACCCCCACUCCAGCCUGGGGGUGAAACCAGGAGGCAACUUGGAGUAUUUUUCCAGUGUGUGUGCCUUGGGCUUUGCCCAGCCCAUUUGUGAACAAAAGCAAGGCGGCCAUCCACAGCCCUCACAGUUAGACACUACGGGUUCCACCCAGCCACACACUAAUUUGCCUGGUGGUCAGCCCAUGAGUCCCACCCCCAGUAGCUCUCCGGAUGAGGAUGCUGGGCCACGGGCCUCCUGAAACAGACCGCCCUCCCCGAGUCUCCCUGUUGGAGUAGAUACUGGAUCCCGUUGUCUGCGAUUCACCGGGUAUUUAUGAAGAGUCCAUGCCCCCUCACCCCAGCCUGACAGCUGUCAGACCCCUGUGCGCACCUCUUGGAAACCCAGGAGGGUGACACUUUGGGGGACCUGAGGACAAGCAGGCUGCAGGUGCAGGCACUCCGGAGUGGGCACAGGGCCCCAGCACUUUGGCCUCUCCCAGUCUCUGCCCGAAGGAACUGCUCAGAGACAUAACCUACCUGACUAGCAUCCAUCAGCUCUCAGAUGUGAGCUGGCCAAAAUUAAAGUUUGUACCAAAACCUA